Molecule: messenger RNA, 4007 nt
Organism: Contarinia nasturtii (swede midge)
Lineage: Eukaryota; Metazoa; Arthropoda; Insecta; Diptera; Cecidomyiidae
Product: facilitated trehalose transporter Tret1-2 homolog
Exons: 11
Coding region: 1469-3178 (569 amino acids)
Biological process (GO): transmembrane transport
Cellular component (GO): membrane
Molecular function (GO): transmembrane transporter activity
Source: RefSeq, a predicted model, not a curated record
AUAUGAGAAUUAGAUUUUAGUUUCGGGGCAUCAGUUGUUGUUUGGUUCGCAACACAGACUGUGUUAAGCACAGGCGACCGUGUAAUAUACACAUAUAUUCAAUAUUGGUUUAUUCAUUUCUCAGACGAUUCGCAUUUUAUUUUUAUUAUUCGGUUCAGCACCAUAUUUUGGCUCGUCGUUCCUUUGUGUCUCUUUUAUUUCACUGUUCAUAAACAUACGUCGAUUGAGUAAGCACAGUUGAUGGUGAAUUUUGAGUGUAAAUUGUUUUCACUGUUGCAAACAGUUGUGCUGUGUGUGUUUUUUUUCCUGCUUGACGAUUGAAAUAUAGUGCUGAAUUAGUGAAUACAUGCCCGACGAAAUCAAAUAGUACGAGAGAAUUUUGAAUAGCGCCGAAUGCAAAGCAUUAGAAAGGGAGAAAGACGAGCAAAAUAAAGACAGGAAAGUGUUUGUUCAACUAAAAUCGAUACAACAUCGUCAUUCACCAUUGAAAUCCGAUUCAAUAGUGUCGUUUGUGCGGUGCAAGAAUGAAAUGAAUUGUGCGUCUUGUUACUGCGAAUUUCAGUUUGUCUUUCAUUCGGCAUAAUAAAAAUUCUUAUAUACGUAUGGAUGCUUUGUAGCGUGCAACAGGCGCUCCCAAAAUUCAAUUCACUUACAAACUAAUUUGAAUUGGAAGAAUCUUUUGUACGGAUGAGUGAAUUUCUAAAACAAAAAAACACACACACACACACACACACACAAAGAAUCAAUCAAAGUUAAAUCCGCAUCGUUAUAUAGAACACGACCAGCUGAGAUCUAUUGAGGAACUAUUAAAACUAUAAAUAAUAGAGAAAAAAACAUAUGUGAAGUUUACACAAACUGUUUUUGUUCACAUUCAAAUACGAAGGCAAGCUAAAUUACCCAACACACAGUUUGCCACAUCGUCGAGUGAAUUACACAUAUAUGUAUUCAAAUUCGAAACGAGAUUUAACGAUAAAAAAAAACAGUCAUAAAUAUGAGUUAAUGCCGAAUAUUGAAAUCGGUUAGUGUCUCUUUUGUUCUUUCUCUCUUUAUUGUUGAAACGUGUUACAUAGACAACGGUUUGGGUUUAUAUUGAAUACAAUUCACAACAAAGAAUACCUGCAUAUUCUGCACUGUGGUGUAUAUUAUUAUGGCCUGCUAUUAGUUAUUACUGUUUUGCUGUGUAUGUGAAUACUUGAUCGGUUGCCAAAAACUAAAGUGAAUUUCAAAACGCAAAACAACGAACAAAAACACACAAAAUUUGUCUCGAGAUCUGGAUCUUUUGAAAAGUACUUGUGAUUUGAAGGAGAAUUUAAUGCGAUAGACAUCGUCUGUCUCAUUUGAAUAUUUUGUUGAAAUCUAGUUGUUCUGAGCGUGUGUGAUCAAUAUCGCCUCUGCUUAACGCUCUCGAACAAAAUAGAUUCAGGAUCAUAAAAUUUGUGAUCACUUUGCUGUAAGAAACUAAAACACAAUGGAUCCGUUAAGUAUUGGAUCAAGUGCACUUAGCUUAAAUCAGCGGUUCGAAGAGACGGAAGAACAGAAAUCAGAAGAUGCAUUUCGUGAAGUAAUUACAAGUUGUCGUUCCCUCAGUACCUAUGAACCAAACAACUUAAAUAGUGCACUGCCACAGAUUUUUGCUGCUACAACGGCUGCAUCGUUUCACAUUGUAAUUGGUAUAUCGUUAGCUUUCUCCGCGGUUUUCGUGCCUCAGGUAGAAGACGAAGACAGUGAUUUAAGACUAACAGUAACACAAACAUCAUGGAUAUCUUCCAUAAUUGUGCUUUCGGUGCCUGUUGGCUGUUUGAUUGCAGCAAUUCUGAUGGAAUGGUUGGGACGUUUAAAAACAAUUAAAUUGGCAGCAAUUCCUUGUGUCAUGGGAUGGCUUUUGAUAGCCAAUGCAACCUCUAUGGACUUAGAUGUACUUUCCACAUUUUGGGUGAUAUUGUUUGGUCGCAUUUUAACUGGUUUGGGUUCGGCGAUAGGCACAAGUCCGGCGAUUGUUUAUAUUACAGAAGUAGCACGGCCAGAUUUACGAGGUUCAUUAAUAUCAGCGGCACCAACUUUAGCCUCGCUCGGCAUGGUUAUAUCAUACGCAAAAGGAGCAUUUAUGGGAUGGCGCAUGCUUGCUUGGCUGUCAAUCAUCUACACAAUUGUUCCGGUCAUUUUCAUUCACAUCUUUGUGCCUGAGUCGCCGGUUUGGCUUGUCAGCAAAGGAUCCAUUGAAGAAGCAGCACGUUCGCUAAAGUUCCUCUACAAAAACUAUCCACAACCAGAACACACGGCUCAAUCGCUUUCCGAUAUGCACUUGACUAGUUUGCAACGUGAAAAGGAAAAGAAUUUCCGUGGCAAGAAUAUGCCAAAGAAUUUCUCCGUUACAUCAUUCACACCGAUGCAAAGUGAAGGUUUUCGCAGCUCAAAAUGGGCCGGCUUUUUUCGUCCAACGGGUUAUAAGCCAAUGAUAAUUUUAUUCUUUUUGUUCUUGAUUCAACAAUUCAGUGGAAUUUAUAUUACAUUAUUUUAUGCCGUCACAUUUUUUAAUGAUAUUGGAAGUAAAGUGAAUGCUUAUCAUGUAUCGAUUUGUAUCGGUAUAACGCGAUUCGUGAUGUCACUAUGCAAUGCAUGGUUUUUAAAGAAAUUCAAACGUCGACCGUUAGUAAUGGUUUCGGGAAUCGGCAUGGCCAUCGUUAUGUUCAUCUCAGGCACUUUUACCAAGUGGAUCAAAGAUGGCACUUCACAACAAGCAUGGGUACCAGUUGUUUGUAUGUUACUGUACGUUUGCUUUUCAAUGGUCGGAUUGUUAACAAUUCCAUGGACAAUGACAGCAGAGCUGUUUCCAAACGAAAUUAGAGGAGUCGCUCAUUCUAUUUCUUACUCGAUGGCAAAUAUUUUGAUGUUUGUCGCCAUUAAUGUUUAUCGGGAUUUAACCAAAUUUUUGGGUGGUUCUCAUGCAAUUCAAUAUUUCUUUGCCGGUGUAUCGAUUAUUGCCGUUUUCUUUGCACUUCUAUUCCUACCCGAGACAUUUGGAAAGAAGUUGUCCGAAAUUGAAGACCAUUUCAGAGGCAAGAGUAAACCAAAAACAACAACAAAACCGAAGAAGCCAAUACACAAUCGUAAACCCAAACAAACACUUCAAACCGUUAAUGAAUCGGAAAAAAUGAUGAACGGUGCUGAAAAUGUCUGAACACCCAUCGAUGCUUUUUAUAAAAUGUCCAUCACACACACACAUGCACGCACAGACACAAUCAGUGCUUAAUUAUUUUGAAUUCGCGUUUUUUUCUUUUUAAUUUGAUUAUUAGAUAGGGUUAUUUGAACUAAACCGUUUUGACAAAUUAAAAUUUGAGCAUAGAAUUCCGUUCGCAAUGACAAUAAGAAUAAGAUUUUAAGUGAUUCAUUUUUUCUUCUUCUCCUCUAUAGUCUAGGUUCAGUCGUUCGAUUAAUGAAUGUUACUUAAUUAUAGUAUAUCAUAGAAAUUGCGUUCAUCAUCUCCAAGCGACCAUGAUUUAUCUGAAACAAAAGUGCUGUGAAAACGAAGCUAAAAAUUCAAUUUCCAAGUACACCGAACCAAAAUGUCUUUUUAGCAUUUUCAUUUAAUGUCGCAAUGGCGUCUUUGUUCAGUCUCUCAAGACAUUUAUAUUUUGAUUUUGAUAAUCUAGAGUUUUAUUGUGAAAAUCUCACUAUAUAUCUUUUAUAAGACGGCUGCUCUUCGAUAUUGGUUUUUUUUCGCUGAAAUUUUACUUAAUUUUUUCUUUGUCAUAGUAACUGUAGUGAUCGAUCUCAAAAAGAUUGAUGCAUCGAUUGAGCAUUAGUUUAUUUAUUCUUUACAAUGCAACUAGAUUUUCAAUCGCACAAUAAUAAUUCAAAAGUCACCUGUUUUCAAUAUGGAAUCUUAAGUAUUUCAUCUUCCUCAUUUGAGCUAACUGGUGAUACCAUAAGUGGAACAAACUUUACUUAACAUUUAUUGCAAAUUCGAAUAAUGAGCAAAUUUUCGACAUUUUUUUUCUUUUUAAAUU